Ectocarpus sp. CCAP 1310/34 is the source of this 4066-nucleotide messenger RNA. The record is from the annotation of a GenBank genome assembly. Lineage: Eukaryota; Phaeophyceae; Ectocarpales; Ectocarpaceae.
AUGCUGGGCCUCAGGCAUAGGGCGCUACAGUACGACAGCUCGGAAGAAUGGGUCGAUGACGAUGACAGGUGGACGGAGCUGGAUCCCGGCGACUGGAGGGACUGGGUGCACAUCGCCCUGACCGGGCUGUAUCAGCUUGUCGUGUUCAUGGCGGUCUUGCACCUGUGGAGGCAGCGCUCGUGGCCACCCUACUGCCCUCGGCAGAUAUCCCUCGUGUGCAUGACCGGUUUGGCGGGAAUCGUUGCCUACCUCGGUGCACUGGUCGCGGCCGGAGCGAUCAAGCGGCACUCGGGGGACCUUUUCGCCCAUUGUGGGUUGGACACCGUGUUCCACUACACCACCUGGGGUGUCUGGAUCUCCGUAGCCCUGGUUCGCGUGUACCGGAGUUGGAAGAUCCUCAUCAAGCACUCGGUGGACAUGUGGCCGCCGUGGGCCCAGGUGCUGCUGCUGACAGUCCCGUGGUGCAUUCCCGCCGUGGCGUACACCAUCGACGACGAACUGUCCCAGUUCAACGAAGUACGGAACUGGUGUGAGAUCUACCGGCCGAUCGACACCUUCACCUAUAUCUUGGGGUCCUCCCUGAUCGCUGGCGCCUUCGUGCUGGUGUACCAGAUGCGAAAAGUCCGCAAGCAGAUGAACGAGUACCACCUACAGGUUUUCCAGCUGACAUUCCUGCUCCUGACCGGCAGUGUGGUCUUCCCGCUCCAGCACCUCUUGCUCGACAAGAAUCACGAGAUCCGGAGGAUCUGGGUCCUUUACCACAACUUCUUGGACUCGUUGGUCCUCUUCUGGCCCCCUGUAGCCGAGCCCAUGUACCGGUACCUCACGGGGGACGUCUACUACCUCAACAGCUACACCCAAGGCUUCUCCACGCUCCCGACACCGGCUCAGAUGAAGGGCUCGUUGCGUGAUCAGCUCUCCAUCGACGAGCUCCGAACCGAGUUCCAGAAAUUCGCCGAGAACAGGAUGGCUAGAGAGCUGCCAGACUUCUACCAGGCGUGUCUGGACCGGGAUGAGAUCGAAGACUUUUUCGGCCGACAGGCCGCUACCACCGCCAUCAUCGAUAGGUUUAUUCGAUCCGGAUCGGAACAAGAGCUGAACAUCAGCGAUCGCAUCAGGAACAAAAUUCUAAACACUGAAAUCACGAGCUACAACAUCUUCAACGAAGCCAUGUCUGUGGCGAUGAACAUGAUGGACACGAACUUUAGCGCGGCGUUCAAGCGGAGCGAGGCCUACAAGCAGCUCGAGAGGAAUGUCCAAGACGAAGCGGAGGAGUUGGAGAGGCUCAAGAAGAUGAACCAGCUUCCGCCCAAAAAUCACGUCCCGACAGAGCCGAAGGGUUUUGUGAGGGUGUUUCGGCGGUUCUUUCCCCCGCCUCCCAGUGAGGCCUCUCUGAGAUCGGGUUCAUCGCGCUCGGACGGGAGCUUCGUGGGAGGGAGAGAGGUCUCCACGACGUCUUAUCAUCCUAGCGUGACUACGGAAUGUACUGCCAGGAUGAGCAUGAAGAUGAUGAGCAGUCGCAGCCUCUUGCCGCCCGAAAGCGGGCGGAAUGCGGGAGCAGGUGCGGCGGUAAGGGGGGACGAAAGCGAUCUCGAGGUGUGACGUUGAGCCAUGCGGUUCACUGCAUGAAUGCCAGGUUCGGACAAAAAACUCAACCUGUGAUGGCACCCAAUUAGCCAAGGAGGCCUUCUUUUGGGGGCCAAUGGAGACAAAACGUUUUGGUGGGAACAGACGGAGGCGGCUUUUCGCGGACCGUUUUUGUUCAUGUGAGGGAAGGAGGCUUUUUUUCGGGGGUCAAAUGAGGCGUGUACGUUUCUUGUGGCCAAAUGAUGCGUCUUGGACGGGACGAAGGAGGCGUUUUCCGGGGGGUGAGGUAGGUGUUUUUUUUUCGGGACACAUGAGGCAUUUUUCAAGCCGACGGAAUCAGGCGUUUCUUCGGGGGACGAAGGGAGGCGAUUGCAGGAGAUUGAAGUAGGGAGAGCAAAUUGUUUUAUCGUCGAUUCAUCAGUUUUAGAGUGUGACCCGGGCGAAGGAGCGUGUCUCCGCCUCGCGCUGGUAUUGUCAUUGCCUGGCGUGUCGUAAACACGGUGUUCAGUUCGUGGUUGCACCGAUCGUUGAGGAGAGUGGCGUUGCGUUCGCGCUAGGGACCAGGAAGGUCGCUCCUCUUGUCGCUAUGAUCAUUGAAAGGUUAUUUGCUGAAUAUGUUUUGAUUUCUUCGUUACAGAAACAUUACAAACUUGUCUUAAAUCCGUAGACGAGCUCGUGUGUCUUUUUUUUCUGUGGUGUUGCACUCGACAACAACGUAUAGGGCCGCGGCUAGAUCGUCGAUUCCCGGCAGAAAUUGAGAGAAUUUUUUAAUCGAAGGAGAUUGCGGUCCGCGCGCAGGCAGCACGAUUCACUGGUACGGCGGCCCACGGUUGAGUUUUUAGAAAGUAACAUAACCUCACAGGAAGACUACCCGGUUGAGUUUUGUUGGAUGGACGACCGACCGUACGGUAUGAAAACGGCGUACGGGAGAAUCGGCGGUUUUCGAUGUACACGUACGUCGGUACGGGAGGAUUUUCAUUGUUUUGUAUGAUUGUUUUUUGCGCGAUUAUCAAGAAUGUUAUCAGGUAAACAGUAAAUCGUACCAGAGCGUUACCCUUUGUCCCUACUCGCCGACUCUGGUUGCUCGAUUCGGGAAUAGAACUUCCCCGCACCGAGUGUGAGCUUGGGCGUCGAUUCCGAAGGUCGGCCCUCUGUUUCGUUCGUUGGUUCUGCUUCUCCCGGCCGGUUAGUAAACCGUACUGUAUGGUGUUUCUGUUUUCCGUGGUACGGGUGUCGGCGAGUCGCCGGGCGUGGCUUGUUGUGUUCUCGUCUUUUCCUUUUGUCCUCAUCAGGCUGGCCACACGGGGGGUUAGGGUUGGCGUUAGGGUUGGCGAUUCCCAACUUGUUGUCCGCAUUGUCCGUCCUUCGGCGUUGUUGCGGUUGAUUUCGUAGUGCCACACGCUAGACUAACAGUUUGGUGUCGAAAAUGUUGAUGCGCACCCUGUCUGCCUGUGUUGUAAGAGCUGCGAUUUGGAGCUGCCGGAAAUUACGAGAAAGAAACAUCGAAACGGGAUUUUGACGCCGUUUUGAUGCAUGUGAAGGAUAGUGUGCUCAAUAGACGUCUUCGGCGUGUGGCCACUUCGUUGUCGUUGUUGUUGUGAAUAUUUUCGUUGUGCCCGAAAGUUGUCCUACGUUUGUUUUACCUCCCACGCAUUGCGCUCGUGGGGGACGUACGUAUCAGUACCAUACCCGUUGUUUGUUGUAGUUUCGCGGAAGCCGCUAUUUUGUCCCCGGUGUUUUUUUUCGUCGACGCAGGUAUGGAAAUUCGGCGGAGCUGGGGGCUUCUCACUCAUGUCUGACGUCAGACCGAAAUAACUUCGCGAACGCGCCUAGAGCAGACUUUGGGAGCGCAGGGGGGGGGAGGGAGGUGGAGGGGGGGCGACGGUGCUGUUGAUUCAACAUAGGUGUAAUUCGUUCGGCCUACUGCAAUGGAGUCCGUCGUCGAGCCCCCAGAGGCAAUCAAUUUAUGGUAUUUUGUCGUAUGCGGGAGUAGGCGUUUUGGCCCGGGGAUGGUCUGUUGGUAUCCCCUCCCUGGAGAUGGAUGAUGAGAGCUGUGUGUGGGCCAUCGGUAGGUGGGUGCGUCACCCUGGUUGGUGCGAGAUGUAACGUAAGUUGUUCUUUGGUUGUGGUUCGAGAAUGUUGUGGCGUUUUGUAUAUCUAGGCGCGGGAGUGUUGGUAUGUAAGCGAAGUGACUUACCGUGAGGAGUAUAUAUGGGGGGCAGCAUUCGGCGGGACCGACAUUCCCUCGCGGACUCUCUGUGAUGAAGGAGGGGGGCGAGACUUGGCCGUGACAGGAUGCUUCGUGCGGGUCCUCUGUCUUCUCACGUGAUGUCGCUUGUAUAUUCGUCAUUCACGCAAGGUUGGGUGAGGAAUAGAUACGUGUAGGCAUCUCUGGUGUAGGAGUAACAUUACCGGUGCUGCUUGCGACGUUUGGUAUUACGGUGGAACAUAGUAGUCAGGACCAAAUUGGAAUAUUGUG